UUUCCCAACAAUCCACUCCUCUCUGCUUCUUGCAUUUCCUAUCCUCGCCCAAACAUGGCUUCUUCUUCUUCUUCCUUGGCUCCCUCGUUUCUUUUUGUUUUUCUUGUAGCAGCCUUUUCUUGCAUUGCUCAAUCCGCUGUUCCUCCUUCUGAAACUUUCAGAUUUGUCAACGAAGGAGAAUUCGGGCCUUUCAUUGUCGAAUACGAUGGAAACUACCGAGUUCUAAGCAUUUUCAACUCACCGUUCCAACUCGCUUUUUACAACACCACUCCCAAUGCCUACACUCUCGCUCUUCGAAUGGCCACCACCCGAUCAGAAUCCUUGUUCCGUUGGGUUUGGGAAGCCAACAGAGGCCGACCCGUCGGCGAAAACGCCACCUUCUCUCUCGGCACCGACGGUAACCUCGUCCUCGCCGACGCCGACGGCACAAUCGCCUGGCAAACCAACACAGCCAACAAAGGUGUUGUGGGUUUCAAACUGCUCUCAAAUGGCAACAUGGUGCUCCACGACUCAAAGGGUAAUUUCAUUUGGCAGAGCUUUGAUUCCCCAACUGAUACUCUCUUAGUGGGUCAAUCUCUUCGUGUCGGUGGUGUCACAAAAUUGGUCAGCCGCGCAUCAGAAAAAGUCAACGCCAAUGGAGCGUAUAGUUUAGUGUUGGAACCCAAAAGAGUAGCUCUGUAUUUCAAGAGUCCAAACUCUGCUAAAUCUCUCGUCUAUUUCACAUCAUCUUUCAUCUCUGCUUCUAAAAAUGGCAUCUUGGCAAACGCAACACUCACCAGCUCGCCAGAAACAGAUGAGAAUUUCGCUUGGGUUUUAAACUUCGAUUUGAAAGAAUCCAACACAGACUUCGGCGGCGGUGUUAUUUUAGCCAGACCCAAGUACAACAGCACACUUACAUUCCUCAGACUUGGGAUUGACGGGAAUGUAAAGCUCUUCACUUUCUACGACAAGGUCGACAAUGGCGCCUGCGAAGAAACCUUCACGAUGUUCAAAAGAGAGCCUUCUUUCCUCUGGGACACCGAGUGUCAAUUACCUGAACGAUGUGGGAGUUUCGGAGUCUGUGAGGACAGCCAGUGCGUCGCCUGUCCGUCGCCCAAUGGGUUACUGGGUUGGAGCAAGAGCUGUGAGGCCAAGAAGUUGACUUAUUGCAGACCGAGUGAUUUCCAUUACUAUAAAAUUGAAGGAGUUGACCAUUUCAUGAGCAAAUUCAACAAGGGAGAUAGAAUCAAGGAGGCUGAUUGUGAGAAGAAAUGUAGCAGAGACUGCAAGUGUUUAGGGUAUUUCUACCACAGAGAAGAUUCAAGAUGCUGGACUGCUAAUGAUCUGCUAACCCUUACAAAGGUUUCUAACUCAUCACAUGUGGGUUUCAUAAAAACACCCAACAAAUGAUGAGCCUAAUAACUUAAAAUAAUCUAUAAUUAAUUGAGGUUUUAUGUUCCAUGCAAUUUGUAAUUGGGUUUUUCUUUUUCCUUUAUUUUUUAUUUUUUGGUUGAUCUAUGUUUAUUGAUAUAUAUGUCGAUUUGGAUUGGUGUAAUAAGAUGAGAAAAAUCUCAUCAAUUUGUAAUUGUAUUAAUUUUGA
Carica papaya (papaya) is the source of this 1579-nucleotide messenger RNA. Lineage: Eukaryota; Viridiplantae; Streptophyta; Magnoliopsida; Brassicales; Caricaceae. The record is from RefSeq and is a predicted model, not a curated record.